AUGGCAACACACAGUUCAGUCCCACCACGGCUGGACACGAAACGGCUCGAGGUGUGGCGCACGGUCUCCGAGAGCACCACCGGAAACUUGGGCUUCUCUUGUGCGCUGGAGCCUCUAAUGGAACAACUUUGUUGGGAACGGAAGAAGAAUAUGAGGGAUAUUUACGGCGGCGGGGGAGAGAGGGCGGCUCAGUUACUUGCAACCGGGUUGGACAUCGGUGCUGACAACGGUACCGUCAGCGCCAUCUUGACUCAAGCGCGUGGAUGCUCAGAAGUACGGUCUGUUGGUGUAGUUACAACGCCAACGACACGUGCUCUGUUUCCAGGCAGAGACGAGGCGACACCUAUCAAAUCCACUCAUGACGAAAAAGAGGGUGAUCUUGUCAAUGUCCCUCAAAUCAACGACUUCUCGGCUCUCACUCGUCAGUGGGAGGUACAGGCUGCUUUGGCCGCUGCCAGGAAUGGAUCCAGACGCCAUCGCCGGCGAAUGGUGCGAUGCGAUAGCGACGAGCGUCAAGACGACGAGGGCAAUGAGGAUGGGGAAGGGCCUGCGGCGAUGCCUGUGGGAGACAAGAAGGAAUGCCCAAAACCCUCCGGCGGAUGUUCUUAUCCUGGGUGUUCUCAUUCGCGAGAUAUUUUUUCCGACGAGGGCGACAAGGAAUUCUCCGAGACAGAGGAGGAGGCUGUGGAGGGCGAAAAUAACUUUGGAAAAGAGGGCCAUCUUGCCUGCGUUCCGGGCGAUGUUAUUCAUAACCGAUUUGCUUUGAUCUGCCAGUUGGGUUGCGGUCGCAGUAGUCGUGUGUGGCUUGCUGUAGAUCUUGUUCAGUGCUCUGUUUCGCGCCGUCGGCUUAUAAGCAACUUGGACGAUCAUCAACUUUGCAUGCAUUUUUCUUCCCUGGUCCAACCGCUCUUUGUUGCCAUCAAAGUGUUCCGUUGUGGUUUGAUGUAUGAGGAACGUGCGGAGUCUGAGGCGUUGUUGUUGGCGUACAUUAGAGAAUUUAAAAAAGCAGAGUGGCUACAACGGCAAUUUUCUCUUCCACGUUUUAAUGUAGAAUCAAGUGAGAUGUCAACACUGAACACAUCGACAGCACCGAUUGCGAAUGUUUCGUCUGCUAUGUUCUCUGGCCACAGUCGUUUUUCUGAAACCGACUCUCAAAGUAGCGGUGAGUGGACAGCCCAGUCAUCUGGUAUUUGUCGUGUAUCUUUUAUGCGGGACCAAUUUACUCACCGAGGUGCAUUUGGUGUGCAUCAUUGCAUUGUUUUGGAUGUGAUGGGUGCUUCUCUUGAUAAAUUCAUGGAUGGGAGAAGACCCAAGGGGAUACCGGCAAGUACUGCCAGUAGUAUCAUUCGCUCCGUUUUGGAGGACCUUGCAUCACUUGCGAUGAUGCAUAUUGCCCACACGGACAUUAGGCCCGCAAGUAUUUUUUUAAUGGAGCGCGAGGGGCACGUCGCAAAAGGUGCAAAAAACUUUAGUACGCAAAAUUCAGGCAGUUCCGAGCUGACGGAAUCAAACUUGAGAGUGCCGCGCGGUCGAGCGUCAAAGUUACAUUCUUCUCGAACUGAAGUGGGCGAGCGACCCACUGUGUCAUUGCCGCCAUUCUUAAAAGAUAUUGUCGACACUCCUCGCACUGGGCGUUGUCAAAGUGCCCGCGGCGAUUCUUUUCAGUCUUUGAGCGAGGCGGGUCUGUGGUGCGCACGAGUGAACCCUCCACACGCGGUGCAACUCUCCGACUUUGAUCACUCCAUUAUUCUUUCUACCCGUUUGAAGCGGGACCACGACAAUUCUCUUAAGAGCGGGUUGGACAACGGCGGUGACUUGACGGAACUGACGGAGGACGGGGCGAAACACACCGCCAACCCCUACAGUCGGCCCGUCGGUGGUGGUGUUUUGACUCCCGACAUGCCGGUGAUGACUGCGCCAGAUGGCAAGGAAAGAGUUUCAGUUUUCACAUUGUCGUGUCAAUUCGCGGCUUCUUUGAGGAUGUCUUCUCCGUCAGCGUGCGAAACGAGCCUUGUGAAUGAGUUAAAGCGGGAUAUCUUGGCACGACGAAGCUAUAAACGUGGUGUGUUGCUUCAGUCACGGGAGUAUCGUUCUCCAGAGAUAAUCCUCGGGAAGGACUAUAAUGCCACCAUGGAUAUUUGGUCCGUGGCCUGCACUGCGUAUGAGCUUCUCUUUGAUCGUCGUCUUUUUGAUCCCAUUCGUGAUUUCACGGAGGCUUUGGAGCGCGAGAAGGGGGAAGGAGAGGCGGACCGGAAAGACGGGAAAAAAAAUUUCUCGAGUGUUGGCGAAAUUCACGGGUGUAACGCAACAGAGUCGGCUUCUGUGGAAAGUGUUAAUGAGCGCAACGUCCACAAUCUUUGGUUUCGUGCUGUUUGCUUUAAUGAGCAUGAAAAAAACAUUGACGUGUUUCACUUGCGCCGGAUGGUGCUUCUUCUUGGGCCCCCUACUCCGCGCUAUAUAUUUUCUACUCCCAUGGGCGAGUACGUGAGAGAGUUUUUUGACGCUCAUGGCCGCUUUAUCUUUCUCACUAAAUACGAGCAAAUGCAGCUGUAUUGUACUGAUGAUAGUUGUGAGGCGCAUUCUUCUUGUUUGCCCUCCCGUGUUGCCUGCGAUGUCGCUGAUAAUGUGUCAGCGACAGCAAAAAAGCACAAGUCUGCGGGCGUCCCGGCAAACGAGAGCAAUUCCCGGCGACGCGAUUUGGGGGCCCAUUGUUGCUGUCGCGGUGUGACUUCCGCCUGGCUGAGGCUGCGGGAACAAAUUCAGGCGCGACUAGGGAAGGAGGAGGGCGUUGCGUUUGAGGACUUCUUGAGGCGGUGCCUGCAGUGGAACCCGGAAGAACGGCCAACUGCACACGCCUUGCUGAGGACUUCGUGGGUGGCUGCCGCGGAAGACGCGAGACCUGGAUUUGCCGAAUGA
Molecule: messenger RNA, 2916 nt
Organism: Trypanosoma cruzi
Lineage: Eukaryota; Euglenozoa; Kinetoplastea; Trypanosomatida; Trypanosomatidae
Product: protein kinase, putative
Exons: 1
Coding region: 1-2916 (971 amino acids)
Biological process (GO): regulation of mRNA processing; protein phosphorylation; spliceosomal complex assembly
Molecular function (GO): ATP binding; protein kinase activity
Source: RefSeq, a predicted model, not a curated record